AUGCAGGCGCGGCGCUUGGCCAAGCGCUCCAGCAUGGGCAGCCGGCGGCUGAGCGCGGCGGCGCCGCAGGUGGACGCGGUCCGGCCCCCCAAGCCCGAGAGCGCCUGGAGGCCGCCCCGGCGGGAGGGCUCCGCUGUGGCGCUGGAGGAAGAGGACGAAGACGAGGAUGUGGUGGUUGAAGUGGAGGAGGAAGAGGAGGAGGAGGAGGGCGGCCUGGGGAGCGCCCCCCCGGCGCUGGCCGGCCACGGCAAGGGCCCCCUCCGGGGGAGCCUUAAGGCAGCCAACAUCAAGCGUGAAAUGACCUUCCAUGCAUGUCAACAGGAGGAUGUAAAAAGUGACAUCAGUCGAAAACUGCCAGACCAACAGUUUCUCCUGUUCACCACAAAGGAGGAAGAUUUAAAAACAGCAGAGACCAAAAAACUAAACAGAGCUCAUGAGUAUGAAAAGGAAAACACUCGUUCUGUUUGUCUUCUGGAACAGAAGCGCAAGGUUGUUUCUUCAAAUAUUGAUGUGCCUCCAGCAAGGAAAUCUUCGGAAGAACUGGACAUGGAUAAAGUAACAGCAGCCAUGGUACUCACCAGUUUAUCCACCAGCCCUUUGGUCCGCAGCCCUCCUGUCCGACCCAAUGAAUCCCUGAAUGGAUCUUGGAAAGAAGGAGGAUUUGUGCCUUCUAGUACCAGCAGCAGUGGAUACUGGAGCUGGAAUGCUCCCAGUGACCAGUCCAACCCAUCCACCCCAUCUCCACCUCUGUCAGCUGAUAGCUUCAAAGCUUUUCGGACACCUUCCCAGCCAGAUGAUGGUAUUGAUGAAGGUGAAACAAGCAACCUUCUCUUUGAUGAACCCAUUCCUAGGAAGAGAAAGAAUUCCAUGAAGGUGAUGUUCAAAUGCCUAUGGAAGAACUGUGGGAAGGUACUGAGCACAGCUGCAGGGAUUCAGAAACACAUACGGACCAUUCACCUUGGGCGUGUAGGAGAGUCUGACUACAGUGAUGGAGAGGAGGAUUUUUACUAUACAGAAAUCAGGCUCAACACGGACUCAGUAGCUGAUGGCUUAAGCAGUCUUUCCCCAGUCUCUCCAUCUUUAGCAUCUCCUCCUUCCUUUCCCACCCAAGACGCAAUCCGUCCUGAAACUUCCUGUGCCAAAACUGAGACUAAAGCGAUGACACCUCUGAGCCGCUCAGCUCCUACCAACCUCUACCUCGUACACACAGACCAUGCUUACCAGGCCACUCCUCCGGUGAACAUUCCAGGGUCAGCAAAAUUCACUCCCAAUGGCAGUAGCUUUAGCAUCUCUUGGCAGUCGCCUCCUGUUACCUUCACCGGCAUUCCAGUCUCACCAACCCAUAAUCGUCCUGCAGGGAGUGGAGAGCAGAAACAGUCCCACACAGUUCUUUCAUCACCGCCUAGAGUAGCAUUUGGCUUGAGGAAGCCUAGAGGGGAGGGGAAGAAGUGUCGGAAGGUCUAUGGGAUGGAGAACAGAGACAUGUGGUGCACUGCCUGCCGAUGGAAGAAGGCCUGCCAAAGGUUCAUCGACUAACGAUUGAAAUUAUGCAGAGGAUUUGGGGAGGGGGAGGACAGCAGCCAGAUGCAGAUUGCUGCAACUGCACUGUAUCACUUCCCAUUUUCCCCUCCAGUGAUGUGGUGUUGGGGGUUUUGGUUUCUUGGGGUGUUUUUUUGUUUGUUUUUUUGUUUUUUAAGAGCUUUGUAUUUCAAAAUGAAGCACUUGUAGCCAAGGAGAAGCACUAAUUAAAACCUGUGUGGAGCAAUAGAGCAAAAAAAAAAAAAAAAAAAAGCAAAACCAAGACUACACAACAAAAUCUGUCUCAGUAAGUGUGGAAACCAGAGCAGCUAUUAGUGUUCUUCUGUAAAAGAAAGGAAAAAGUUAAUUAUUUUGCUAACUCUGUGAGCUGCUUGCUCCUUAGGAUCAUUUUUAACCAUUUCAGUCUCUCUGCUGUGAACGUCUGUAUUUGCUAAACUGAACAAUUUUUCUUUUCCUGAAACGAAGAUCUCUUUUUGAAAGCUUUCUAAUAAACACUUCAGAGUCAUAUAAGCUACAGUUUUCUCAACAAAAGCUGUACUAAGACUGGAGACUGCUAAACAAUUCUCCUGAUACAAAUGAUCGUGAUUAUAUUUUUGAAAAGGGCACGUGGGGAAGAGCUGGGAUUUUCAUUUGUUUGUUUAUAGGAGAAAAGUAAAGCUGAUUUUGCAAGAAGGACAAGCAGCACUCCUGGAAGAUUUUUAAAAGAGGCACAGAUCAGUGGAGUGGAACAAAGUAAUUUAAGUACCAAAUUGGAUUUUGAUCCUCUAGAGGAAGAAAAGCAGCAAUGGCAAGUCACCAGCAGAUACUGUCAUGAGAAGUCUGAGGAAAGAAAUACGUGAUGCUUGAUUGAAACCCCAGAAUAUAAGGGGACUCCAGGAGCUUUUCUUAUUACUCUCCCCUUUCUGAGGGAAGAUGAACAGUUGGACUGGCACAGCUGCAGGAAGCCUGUGAAGAACUGGUUAAUGCAGCCGUUAGGAUUAUAUGUAAUACCUAAUUCAGGGACACGAUCCAGCCCAGCAGUUCUGCUUUUGCUUCCUUUUCUCUUAUUUCAGAGAUCAUUGUUAAGAUAAUGGUUCAUUCAGCUUUUUCUUUUAAAGCUACUAAGAUUUAGUUGAUGCAAAAAAUUGAUAGAGAAAAGAAAAUACCCUCUUUCUACAACAUCAUCUCAGAAAAAGAAGUACAACAGCCGAGGAGCAACAUAUUUGUGGUAAAAGACCAUUUCUUAACUCAUUUUGAUACAUGAAUUAACAAGUUUCUCUAUUUGCAGUACUUGGAUUGAUUUGGGUAUUUCGGUUUCUCUGUCCAUUAGGAAGUAUACACUGGAAUGCGGCAACCUGGUGUUCUGUGUCCACUUGUAUCAAAUUCCUGUUAAUUAAUGAUUAUUUCAAUGCAAAAAUAAAGGAAGGAUUUACUAGGAAGUGAAUGUAUAUGGCGAACUAAUACUUGCCUGUUAAAGAAAACAAGACACUUUAAAAAAAACAGACACAGAAGCAAACCUUUGCCUAUUAAUAGAGGCAUGAAGGGCCACAAAUGCCUGGGUUAUUUUUUUUUCAUAACAGUUGAAUCAAUUGAAAUUAGACCAAAUCUUUUUCUACUUUUUUCUUUUUUUUUUUUUAAUUGUUUAAGCUGGCUCAUUCUCAUAAGAGGAUAUUUAAGUAUCUAAACAAAUUUCUGAAAUCUGGUCCAAAGUUCACUUGAUAGCUUUAUUAAGUGUGCAGUGCUGCUUGUGUCUAUGUAAAAGCACAGAAUAACAAUGCAGUUGUUUGUAAUAUACACUAUGGAUUCCAUAGGGUAGCAGUGAAAAGAAAAAUCCAUAAUAGGAGCUACUGAAGGUUAUCAUCUGAUUUUCUAUGAACAAGUUAAUUGGGCAAUCAGGUGCCUAAUUUGAGCAUGCUAUUUCUGCAGUUAUUUACAAAUUGUGUAAUUUACAUGCGCAAGUGGCAAGAUACGCUUGCAUGCAUGAAAUUACUUGAUUUUUUGCCCAGUUGUGUUCCUUAAGUCACAAAAAAAAAAAGAGAAACAGACUUUGAAAUCCAGUAAGACCCUGAGAUAUAUACAUGAGUGUGUAUGAAUAUUUUUGUGUGUGUGUAUAUACAUGUAAAACUAUCUAUAUUAUAUAGUUUUAUAUGUGUAUAUAAAAUCUGAAAUUAACUGGGAAGAGAAAGAUUGUUUUCUUUACAAAUAGAAGAAAAAGAUACUAAGGGUCAGUGGAUACACAUAGACACUGUAUUAUCUUCUUUCCUCUUAGGAAAACAUGGAUUUUCUUUACAUGUUGUAUUUUUUCAAUUUCCUCAGUAAAAUACCUCAUAGUAAGUCUUAGACAUUUCAUCUUCAAACACUGGGCUUGCUGAUGGUGUACUUACUUUGAUAGAUCUUAAAAAGUUUGGGACUUUCCCAAGAUAUUUCUGCCAAUUUGUUCCCCACCUCCCAUUUUAAAAGCACUCCAAGACUAUAAAGCAUUCCGUAAUUUGACUGUUGUUGGACUAACAGUAUUUGCUUAUACAUUUGUUGUUCACCUCUUUUGCUUUGUAAGAUUUUUUUUAAAAUAAUGUAUCAGAUUGUAUAUUGUUUCUAUAAUGUCAUGACAUUGUGAGCACCUUCCUGAGGGCACUUUACGAAUUAUUGUAAUAAGAUUAUUCUUUAUAAAUUUCUGCACAGAAGAAUGGUUUUGUUGCCAGACCAGAUUGCCCUCUGGUACAAACUGAAUAUGGAUUACAUAAAGGACUAAAGCCACAAACCAUCAAAACUGGAGAGAAAGUUGGCUUUAAUGAGGCAGAGAACAGAAGGCAUUGAUAAAUCCUGCCAGGAGGAAGCUAAAUUACCAGUAUUUUUACACAACCUUUAAUCAGUGGUUUAUAUUAAAUCAGUUUUGGAUCUUAUGUAUGGCAUUUUGGUUCAUAAGUAGGCACUUGUCGAGGUACCCUGUCUGAACCAAGGCCCCUUGGCCACACACAGAGCGUUCUGCCAUCACUUUGUGCUUUGAACUCCAAUUAACUCACGUUGCACGAGCAGUUCAGCGCCUGCCCAGAUCCCCUUCGUGAUCCUCACACAGCCAGCAAGAACAGAAAUGUCAGCUAAUCCUUCUUUCUACUGGCAGUACUCAUCAUAACCUGGAGGAAUCGCUUCCAUUUUUCAGUCUCUUGCUUCUGUGUUGUUUUGGGCUGCGUCGCUGUCCUCCUAACACCUGCUUUAUCUCACACUUCUGCACUGACCAGUCCAAAACAGUCAGAUUCUUUGUUCUACUGAGAGGAGCUAGCCUGAGUGCUGUGGUCAUUUAUUGUCAUCCUACAUGCCAGUUCCAGUUUUUGGUUUCUCUCUGGGAGGUAGGUCAUUAUCUCUGACUCCCCUCAGAGAAGCCAGAAAGAAUGUCUUGAACACAUCAUGCAGUGUCUGUCUGUGUGCUACAGGGAUUUGGACAUGGGUUCAUCUAUGUUAAGAGCCAGAACUUGAUAUAAAAAUGUAAGGAUCUGUUUUAUUGUUAAUAGUAUUGACAUUGGUAACAGAAAUUGGCAACAUCAGUAUCAGAGUGGAGAUCAACCAUACUGAUCCCAAAUAUUUUUCUUUAGGAGUUUCCUUGUUAGAACAAAGCUAUUUCCCAAUUCCCCGUUCACCCCCAAAAGAUCUGGAAAAUGAGAUAAUUUUAGAAGUGGGAAAUUUUAAUGGCAAUUUUUAAUAUUGACUGUUCUCCAGCUGCUCCUCUGGAAGCUAUUGAACAUUAAAACUCAGAUCAUCUUAAUCAUAGAAUGGUUUCUACACAAAACAAUGUGCCUGAUUCUCUAGUGCCUUGCACAAAUGCAACAGGAUAUAUAAGAUGCGAAGUGAGUAAAACUUCUGUUCCAAUUUGCAAGUUUACACUUUUAACCAAUACCAGUCAUCACCUAGCAUGUACCUGUUGGCAGGUCAGCCCUGCUUGUGUGAAUUAGCUGAGCAGAAUGCCUGUCUGUUGGAUUACUUUUCCCAAAUCCUUAGCCUGGUAUGAACAUCAGCUAUCUAUCUGCAAGUUCGCAGCAGUCAUUGGCUAUUGCCAACAUCACCAUCUUUACUCCUUCUCCCUUUUGUUUUUCACAAUAAUAACUAGAUAGGCAGCACAACAGGAGGUAAAGCUUUAGCCAAAAGUUCUUGUAGAACCUGCACGAUAGUUUCCAGCGCCAUGCAAUGUCCCAGAUGUUCUUGGCACUAAUUUCUUCUUGUCAUUCAUUCUGAUCCAGUACAUUGGGAUGCUUUUCUAUUGCUUGCUGUGGCCUGGGACCAGCUAAAAUAGCCCUGUUGAGAAUCCAGGACAAUCAUUGUUAAGUGUCACACUACAAAGUGAUUUCUUUGUUUUGCUGCCUGUGAAUGUGUUGGUAUAUGAUCUGAGAAGCAGGACAUGGAAUUAGAAGCUUGCUAGCCAUUUGCAGAGAUGUUGGAAGUUGCCAGUGAGGCUUCCUUCUAUGGGUUCAAAGUUAGAGGCAUCUGCUGGAGAAGGUUGUGCUGCACCUUUUCUUAGAAAUAUUUUGAUACGCAAACAUUUGUAAAGCUUCAUCUUACAUUCUAUUCAAUCUUCCCUGUGAGGAGGUAGCACUGGGAACUGAGAGCAGUAUGGAGUUUGGGCUUUCAUCUGCAUUUGUCAGGUUUUUCUCAUAGAUAUAACCAGGCAGGUUUAAGGUAUCAUAGUGUAGAUUUUAUUCCAAUAUAAGUUCAGCAGAGUUUUAUGGCACCUUUGGAAAAUACCUAGAAGGAAGUAAUGGGCAGAAUUCAAGCUGAGCAUUUAAAUAAACGUAUGUUAGAUGGGAGCAGCCUUUCUUUACAUCCAUACGGAGCUGGAAAAUCUCCAAGAUUGCAAAACAGCCAAUGUACACCUAUACUUGAAUGUGCACACUUGAACUGCUCUUUCCAUCUUGGACUGCAGUGCUUUCACACUGACCGUGUUCUCAGUUCUAUCCAAAUGCAGGAUUUAAGGAGGUGUGUGUCUCCACUUGCAACUGUUUGAGCUUAUUCCUCAAUAGAGAAAGCAUUCAUUAUGUUCUUUGUGCUUCACACCAUUCAGACCAGCUGUAACAGCACUGCAGAAAGGCCCUGGGAACAGAAAUCAGGCUGAUUCUGAUGGCACCAGCCAGAAGAAAGUACAGGUUGCUCUGAUGUUUGCUCUCACAGCAACAAUUUGUUCAGCUGGUGAAAUAGAAGAGACUAGAUAAAUUUAGUAACAAGCUGGUGUUCUGCUGGUUUUUGACACAACACCUAGAAUGUUUCUCCUGUAUUUGAAUCUGAAUGUGAGAUGUCUCAUAUACCCUUGACAGAAAUAAAUUUAGCAAUAUAAAUGCUCUUUCAGAAUUAAAUCUGAAUUCUUUGUGUAAUUAAAAUCUAACAAUGGGCUUUGAUAUUCUAAAAUGUUUGAGUGUUAGUAUUUACUGUUUGCCAAUCCUCUUAAAGAUUCAGGUUUGAUUCUGGAGUCCUUAACAUAGUAUGUGAUACCCAGCAUAAAUUCAUAUAUGAUUUGUAAUGGCAAUGGCCAGAUAAACAAAAGUUAUUAAAAUGUUUAUAAAAAACUGCCUCUGGAAGACAGGAAAAAAGAAAAUAGUUGAAACAGAUUUCCUCAGGGAACGUGAGAGGGUUGUAAAGGCAGGAUGCGGGUUUGUUUGAAUGGAAGAUGUCUAAGAAAAUUUUUUUUUCUAUUUUAGGCAAAAUUAAAAGAGCAAUAUGUCACUACUUGAAUUAUUAAAAUUAGAAUAAAGCACUGAUUGGUGAACAUGAUCUUACUUAAUGCUGUAGCUUAGGAAGUUCCAAAUAGAAAAAAAAAGUUGUAUAAAAUUACAGAAAAUUAGCUUAAACCAUAAUCUAAUUAUAAUGUAAAUCUAUACAUUUGUGUAAAUCUUUUCAGGAUCUAGUGUAAAUAUAAGGGCUUCUUGUCUACAAAGUUGCUUGGUCAAAACAUGCUUUGUCUGUAAUUGAAUUACUUCUUACCAAAUGACUUCAGCAAGCAAAAAAGCAGUAUGUCAAUAUGAUAUCCUGGAGAGUUGUGUACUGCACUUUGCAAAGGGCUAGUUCUACCUGAAAUUCAAAGAAAACAUGUCACCACAUAUUAUUUGUCGUAUCUGCAAAGGUAUCAGCUUCAGUGAACCCAAGGUUUUGAAUUGGGCUAUCUAGGACUUUGAAAUUCCACAAGUUCUGCAAAUUCUCAAUUUUGCUUUAUUUUUACACAGAAAAAUCCUGUUUGAUCCGUAAUAAUCUUUUCCUAUCAAUUCUUUUUCUGGUGUCCAGGCACUCUGUUUUGCAACUUCCCAAAUAUAUAUACUGAAGUGAAUAAAAAUCAGCAUCUUCAGUGUUAGGAACAACAAAUGUAAAUAGCAUUUGCAUGGUAUCAGAAUUUUUAGUAUCAGUGUUUAACUGUAGUAAUUAUUUCCUAGAGUGAUGCCAAGAAAUCUUUCAGGGAAUGGGAGCACAUGGUCUGUAAAUUAUGAAGUACAACUGCACAGACAUAGAACUGCUGGUAUUGGAAUAAUGAAUGUAGGCUUAGGUUCAUCAGAGCACUCAAAUAUGUGUUUACCUCCACUUGUGGAGUUUGUUGAUGAGACUCCUCGUGCUCCUGAAGUUUGGCACACAUUUUAGAGCUCCUCUGAAGUCAGGCCUUGGCAAGAGCAGAUACUCCUGUAGCUUUGUCUGAAAUAUGCACUUUGUGGGACAAUCUACCUUUUCCUGGAUUUAUGCAAUUUAUCUUGUGUUUAGAGGACCAGAUUACAGAAUUCUUUUUUUGUUAUGAUUGUUUGCAUUGCAGAAGGGAAAGUGAGAAAGAGAUGAGUUCAGCUGUACAUUUCAGCAGGCGAAAGCAUUGUUCAGUUUGUAAAAGGUGUGUAUUUGACACGAAGCUCAAAGAAACAUUAAAUAAAUUUCUCUUGUUCCAUCUGUAUUCCCUGUGCACUCAACACUCCUCCAGGCAAUUGGAGGCAUAAGAGCUCUUGAGUAUGCAAAAAAAAAAAAAAGAAGAGUUUACCUAAAAACUUUAGGAAUACUAUGUUUUUAAGCCACAAAUCAUGUUACCUAUGUGUAAUUUUAGUGUUAGAUAAAAUAGACAGCAGCCUUAUUAAUCAGGUGCAAUACUUACAAAGGGCUAAAUUAGGGAAACAAGUGAUGUGUGUUUGUACAUCACUGCAAACUGCACUGUCUGAAAACUGACUUUUAUAGCAUUGGGAUCUUAAUACCUCUCUGAAAUUAUAAUGUUGGUAUAAUUUUAUAACUGUUCAUUAUACAUUAUGAAACAGGAUUUGGGAAAUCCUGAGAACUAAAAGGAAGAGGGGGAAAUUGUAAAUCACAUAGACUAAUGGUAUGUUAUUUUACAUGACGAAAGUAAACUAAACACCUUUACAAAGCCAUACAAAUUCUGGAUUAUUGAAAGAAAAAAAAUCUACUUCCCUUGGUUACAGAGAUAGUUUAGUCUGAAAUUUCCCUUGAUUUGUCUCUUUCAUUUUCUCAAAGUUUUUGGGGAUUUUUGUAUUCUGAUGGUGAAAACAUUCCUAAAUUGCCAGUAUUUGGCUUGAAUGGUAUUAUUUUGAAAAAAAAAACUUCUAAAAUUGAGUUUUUCAUGACAAUGUACAGUCUGAAUGAGACCAUGCAACAUGGUCUGCUCCAGUUUAAGUAGAGAGUUCAUAUAAGCAGAAGAUUACAGGAAAAGAUUGUUUUGAGGAUUCAUUGCUCAGUCAUGAGAAAGAUCUGAACCAUCAAACUAAAAGCUCCACUCACAGGUUUCUUCUCUCCAUCUGCACUGCAGGGUUGAUGGAAUAUAGGCUGCCAAGUAUGGCGUAUCUAUCUCACUACUGUUUGGGGGAUUUUUUUUGCUGAUAAAUAAUGAAAUACAGAUCAUCUUCCCAUCUCACUUACUGUUUUUGUCUUGUGCUCCAAGUCGAGAUUUAACUGAAAAACAGAAAUAGUCAGGUCUGUUGAAUAGAGACUCUUUGGUUCUUUCCCUGUUUCUAACAAAGGGCAAAAGUACAAAUGCAGAGACAUUAGUCAAAAGGGGGUUGAGCCAGUUGGGCAAACCUGAAAAAAACUCCUCAGAACUGGAUCCCAAUAGGAGGAAACUAGUCUUAAGCAGCCAAUUGCAGAUGUUCUGUGGUUGAUUUUUGGUGUUUUAGUUUGUUUGUUUUUGUGAAUUACAAAUCUGAUAAAAAGUCUUAUUUCACAAUUAAGAGCAGAAUGCAGAUCAUGUUGUAACGAGCUGAGCCCUCGAAGCAGUACAGGUUUCUCAGGAAAGCUCAGUUAUUCCCAUUAACAACUUCAUUGACAAGGGCUGCUCACACAGGUAAUGGUUGUAGAACAAAGGCACAUGGGUUUUCCUCUGUGUACUUUCCACUGGAAUUGAGAGUGUGAAAUUGUGAAUCUCCCUUUCUCAGGGCUUGAGAAUUGUGCAUUCAGCUCUGUGAGAGGGAUGGAUACAGAGGAUACCUCUGCACAUGUGCAGGGCUCUUGGAAGAGUUUCUAGUAAUACCAAAGUAUUACUAGAUACUCUGGAUGUGUUACUAGCGACAGAUUUAAGAGCUGUUAGGCUGGUGGCAUUCAGGCUGUAAUCUGUCCUGCUGAUACCAGCCCCAGGGAGAAGAGGCAUUCUCAGUGUGGGAUCCAGAAUAGCCAGCCUGUUGGGAAAGGAGCCACCACCAUAGUCCAUGUGCUGUUGGUUCAAGUGCUGCCUUUGCUGUGUCCAGCUUGAGGAAGGUUGAUUAUGCACCUGCAUUCAUGACCUGUUCAUAUAUAGAACACUCUUUUGAAGAGAAAUAAUCUCUUUUUCAGUGAUUAAAAUAAACUGUGGGAUAGCUUUUAUGUUACAGAAAGUCACUGAAUGGGUCACAGCAUUGUCAGACUUCAAAUGAGGCACGGUUGUUUCCCUCCUUAUAGAGCCACGCUGCAGCUCUCGUGGGGGCUCUCCCAGAGCCCUGGAGCCUUAACCAAGUUUUUCCUAAAGAUUUGCUGGAGCCCAGCACUAAGCCCUAAACCAAGUUGGACCCCCAGGUAAAAGAGACUCUUUCCCAACUCUUGGACUUCCUAAGUUAGUGUUUUACUAGUAGGCCUUUAUAAAGGGAACAUUGCCCCAUCACUUGCCUCUGGCAUUUCUAACACAGCACCAUCCACUGCUGUGUUUGCAAGGAGCCAGACAUUAGAAGAAGUUUGGGAAUAUUGUUUUACAUUUAGAUCUCUGCAUCCUGUGUCAGACUGUAGUUCCACAGCAGGUUAAGGUGACACAAGCUUGUGCUGCUGUUGAAAAAGCUCUUCCUGUCCUCAGCAGAGACAUUUCUAGAGAGAAGUUUCCUGAGUUACACUGGCUUGAGCGAGUCCUGUAAGUGUAGGUCUGUGUAAAAUGCUAGAUGGCCUGCUUGGUCUGUGCCCCUGAUCUUUCAUGGAACAGGCAUGGUAAUACUGCCUUUAUCCUCCUCUGUCUUCUCUGGAGUCUCAUUAAGGACCUGAACUUGCAGGUACCCCUACAGCAUUAAACUCAGGAGAGCUCCACCUAUGGCUGGUGGCAUUGAUUUUGAUAUGAAACUAAAUAUAUAGGGGAAAAGAGAGGAAUUAGAUCAAUAAUUGUACACGCAAUGAGUCUUAGGACUGCAUCUUAACUGUGCCAUGAUUUUGCUAAGCAGAUAUUGGAGAAGUAAGGGAUGUGAAAAGCAACCUUACUGGACCUUGUUCCUCCCUGGAACCAGUCUGGAAUUAUUCACGGUAAUUUCAGGCCCUGCAAGGUUUAUAAAGGGGUUGGGAAGUCAUGACCUCUGCUACAGAGAGCCAGGCUAUCCUUCUCACCCAGAUGUGGGAACAACUAGGAAAGAUCCUCAGCUGCUUUGCUAGUGCAGUUUUUCACCCUCUUUUUAUUACAGUUUCCAUUUAAUAGUGAUGGGAGUGCUGGGCAAGAGGUAAAGGGUCAUCGCGUAACUGAAGAAAGAGGACAUCAGCAUCAAUUGCACUGUGGGUUUUUUUAACUCUUAAAAAGCAAGCAUGUUUUCUUGUCACUUGCUAUCCAUAUUGUCUCAUGUAAGAAAAGUAUUUCCAUCAUAGAAGGGGGUGAAUUUAGCACAGGGUAAGCAGCCGUAGGAGAAAAACCCAAUUGCCUAGUUAUUGAGUAGAGGAUUUCUAAAACAUUGUGCUCGCAGAUUGCAGUAUUUAUAUCCACACAUCCUUUUUUCUUGCUUCAGUUACAAAAGAGGAAUACCUUACUGCAUACAUUGUUCUUCCUUUGUUUCCUAUCAAAUCUUGUUUCAGAGACUAUGAAGUAACUUCUUCAUGAAAAACAUUUUUUCUGUAUGACUAUUUUUAGAACCAGAGCAUUUCCUCUUUCACUUCAGUGUAAAAUUAGUGAGCUUUAAUUUGCUCUGGAUUGCACUUUAUAUAUUUUUUUCACUUUCUGGGCCAUAUAUUUUUGAUAUACAAAACAGUAAAGAUUUUAAUUAUCUAGUUUUAACUUGAAAUUAACCACAAAACUAAGACUUUUUAUAAAAAUGCAAGUUCCAUAAAAUACAGUAAAUAAUCUGUUUGGGUCAGAGACAGUUUUUAAUGAUACUUUGAGAAAUAUUAUAGCUUCUGAAAUUAUUUAUCAUUUGGUAAAUUCAAUACAUUAAUGGAUAUCAUGGUUUAAAGUGGAAUGUGAAUGAGGAGACAAAGUUCUAGACAGUAGGUUUCCUUAUAUGCAAAACCUGCAUUAGUUUCAUUGAUAAGGGUUUAAAAAAAUAGCCUAACCUAGUUUAAAGAAGUGUGAAAUUGUUUAAUAGGCUAGUUUAAAAUGCCAGGAGCUCAUAGAAAUUUGGAAAUUAGUUUAACUGAAGCACCCAGGAGCUGUUUCUCCCCGUGCUGACGCAGCAGUGCAGUGUGAAGCCCCUGGGCUCUGCAGGGGAUGAACUCGAGCUGGUACAAGGCACAGCAGAAGCUGUAGGAGAGUAGGGAUUUUCCUGCUUUAAACAGCAGCUCUCCCAGCUUGCAGGCCCACUGCCAGAUUGGCAAUAGUAUUUCCAUUUGGUUUUUCCUGACUUCCCCACUAGUUUUGGGAGCUAGUGUCCUAGAGACAAUCCUUUUGUUCCUAGGUGAAUUAAUGAACUCAUCUUCCCUCUGGUUUUGGUGUUAAGCUUACAGCACUCACACUGUUGCGUGUAGUUUAUCUUAAUUUGUAGAUGCCAGUUAAACAAAGAACAGCUAUUCUGCCCCAGCACAGAAUCCUUUUAAAUCUUAUGGAGCAUGCUGAAAAAUAAAGAUAUUUUUGAUUUUUACUUUGUCCAAACUCUUUAUUCCAAAUCACACGUAGAAAAGUGGGGGAAACAAGGCACAUAGCAGUGAAGAGGGGAGAGACAGUGAUGCUCAUUUCCUUCCCAGGGUGAAUCAUUUUUGGGCUCCCCUCUCCUGGGCUGAGCGUGUCUGUGCAUGGACCAUGCACAGCUUGGAAGUCAUGUAAAAUCCAUCCUUGCAAAAGCUCUUUGUUGGCCAGCUCCCAGAGACCCCAGUUCCUUUUCAGAGGCUUCCAGACAUUCUGCUCAUUUCUACAUCCUUAGGUAAAAGUAAAAGCUACCUGCUGCUCCAAUAACCUGGGGAUAGUUUCACCUUGGACUGCAAAUGUAUCACCUUGCCAUUUUUAAUCAACCUGCAGUUCUUCCUGCAAAAGAUGGGCAUGAUCCAGGUAUUGGUGUGUGCUGCAAAGCUGUUGUGUCCUUCCAGGGACCACCGGGAGUCCCUGCAGCAAGGCAGGCACACUGCCAGUGGUGUGCAAGCCUUGUGCUUAACAUCAAUGGUACCUGUGCUGAAGAAAAGCAUGGACUGAUGUCGCCUGUCCAUCCCAUCACAGAGAUGAGGGCUGCACAGCAUGGCUCAGGUCCUGGAAUUAUGGGGCAAGUUAAGCUUCAAACCUUUAUAGUAAGCACAGGGUGUCUGAAAACUCAGUCCGUGUUUGGCUGAGGAACAAAAGCAGUGACAGGCACUGUCCAAGGUUGUGUUCUGUCAGGCAGCACAAAUAACAGUUCUGUGGUUGCUGUAUUUCCAUGCAUGUUUGAAGGAAGGCUUAGAAGAGAAGACUUGCAGAUCCUUCACAGUCUGGUUUGAUUCUGCCCUCUGGGGGCAGCCUAUGGGCUGGUACAGCACAUUUAGAUAAGGGGCUUCCACUGACAGUGACUUAGACAUAGCAAAAAACUGUUUCUCAUAAGAAGCAGGUGCUUUUCUCAUUCUUGCAUUAAAAACACACAACAAAAUGCCACCAUACAGAACUUCAUCAAAUUCUCACAGUCCCCUGUAGUACCAGUAGCUGGGGAGAACUCAAGAAUUCAGAGGACCUUGGCCAUAACUCAUCAAAAAGCCUCUGCAGUCCAUUGCCACUGAAAAUUAUUUAGUGCUGGAUCAAAGCCACCCAGACUUGGGCCCUCCAAAAUUCCUCUGAGAAUUUUGCUGUUAUUUCAUUUGAAAAAAAGUGUUAAAAUCUUUGUGUCUGCAUAGGAGUCAAUUCUGCCUGCUGAACCUAGAGUACUUACAAUGGACUUCAGUUAUCUUGGGAAUCAUUCUCAAUACAAGAUAGGACACUCCAAACAUUUCAGUUGUUUUUCUUAAACAAAAUUAGCAAUACGCAUAUUGAUGCCUAAAAGUUGAUGAAAAUAAUUGAGUUAAGGUACUGGGAAGUAUCUGCUUGCACCUGAAACUUUAAAGAAUGACUACUGAAUUCAUGAUUUGCUAAGCAUGAGCUCCUAAGUUUUACCAAUGCGCUAAAAACCAGCUUUGUACAGAGUGAUUUUAUAAAAAUUGAGAAGGUUUGUUUUUUUCUCAAGUUACUCAAGUCAAGUAGUUCAGGUAAUGAAGAAUUUGUUUCUGGUCAAUGCAUUUUAGAAUGAGCAAAUCUCAUCCUCUUGCACUUCUAAUAUUCAUUGUUCAUAUGAAAAAAAAACUUUACUACUUUUCCAUUUUCCGGUGAAUGAUCAGUUCACUCUAAGCAACAGGCAAUGUUCCUGGAUUUUAGAUUGCAAAAUAGGCUUAGAUAAUUUUACUGUCCUCCAUUUGAAUCUGGUUAUCUGAUGCUUACUUUUUUCUAGUUUCAAAUACGCUUUUGUGCAAUUUCCAUAGAUACAUAGUUGAAUAAAAAUUGCAAGGAAGAAUCUAAGUCAAAUGCUAAGUAAAAAUCAAGUACAUGAAAGAAACAUGAAAAUAAAGAAUCAUGAGAAAAGUCGAUCCAUUGCUGCAUUAAGUAUUUAUAGAACACAUUGAUUAGCAGAGUACUGAUCUUUGUUAAAGUUAUAUUUAAAAGCAGACCACUGUGUUUUAGUGUCACAAGUGAUAAAGCAAUUUUUCUUCAGAAAAAGUGCAAAUGGAAAAAAACAUUAAAGUAGAUCAUUUAGACCAAGAUUUUCUCGAUUUAAGCCCAUUCUGCCUGUUACAUUACUGUUGUAUGUUCAGGAAUGCUCAGGACAACAGACAUUCCUCAUGGGAAGCAGCUAGGUUCCAAAGUCAGCUAAGUAAAAGGAAAGUGAGCAAACUCAUAGGAUUUUCUCAGUACUAGCUCAGCUAUUGCAAAAAGAAGACCAAAAAAAAAAAAAAACCAAAACAGCAAAAAAGCACUACUCACUCCUGAACUAGAAUUUCAGCAGUUUAAAAGAACCAUGUUUUGAUCUACUUCACACACCGUAGCUAAACCCAGGUUUCUGUUGGUUUGCUUGUUUGUCUUUAUGGGGCUUUUACUUCUUAAUAACCCUCAAAGCAGGAGGGCCUGUUAUUGCCAAGAUGACCACAGUAGAAUCUCUUGAAAUCCUAAAAUACAUUAUUAGAGAAACCAGAGACUUCAAAUAAAAAACUACUUAAAAUUAUCUCCGAAAAGCAAAAAGAAAAGUUAAUUCUCUAUUUGGGAAAUGCCAUUCAGCUACCAUUAACUCCCAGGUUGUGUGUUUAACUGACAUCCUGUAGCUUUGUCAGCUCACAUUUUUGUUAAAAGCAGAUGUGAUUAAACUACAUAGCAAAGGACCUUCCUUUGCUCUUUGUAAAUGAAUGUAUACAUACAAACUAUGCAUUUUCACACAGCUGCAUACUGUAUCUUGAAUCACUUCAACCUUUCCCCUCUGUUAGAAACCCCAAAACUGGAGUUGACCGUGCUCCCUUCCCCUUAGGCAGAUAUUUGUCUCCUUGUUUCUGCUCUCCAAAAACCUUUGAUGCAGGACAGAGGAAUGCUGAGCUGCACAGCCCAAGGAGCAGAGUGCCUGGGGACCUGUGGCCAAGUCAAGGACCUGGCAUACUCUGGGAGACCAGUUUGGGCUCCCAGGCCCAGCGUGGCCAAACACAGAGGUGUGGCAUCUGUGCUCCCUCUGCCAGAGCUGCUCCAGCCCCAGCACCUCUUGCACUCUGGCUCAGCAUCCUGGACCCUGGAGUCAUCCUGGAGUGGGGCCAGCAGCUGCUCUUACCUGGGCUCAGGAGGAGUUUUCAGCCACACUCAGCCCAGUUGUGCCAAGGAGAGGACACUGCCCCUGGGCUGCAGACCCCAUCCUCCCCCUCCCAGCCUUUCCAGCCAUUCCAGCAGCCCAGGUUCCUUCUGACCAGCUCUUCCCCGCAGUGCCCUGCAGCGCGAGGGAGGCAGGGAUGGCUCCUCAGGGCUGAGGUCUCAUUGCUGAGACCUGCUGUCCCAGGGAAAGCUGUGCUCCAAGGGCUCAGUCCUUCAUCCUAAUCACUGAGGGGCUGCAGGGCUGGGAUGUGCAAGGGACAAAGGAUCAGAGCUUGGGUUUAGGGUACCUUCUGUUGGAAGGGAGCCGGAAAGAUGGAGAAUGGAUGUCUUGUUCUUGUAGCCAGUGUAAUUAAAUAAAGGAAAAAGAUACUGCAUGCAACAUUUCUUACUUAAAUUUUGGGUUAUUGCUGUAAUAAUAUACAUCAGCCCAGUCUACUUAAUGAAUGAAGUGUAUUUCUUAGGCUUUAUCCUACAGGAAGAAAGACCAAAAAAGUAGAAGUAAUAAGAAAAUCCUUGCUUUAGACUAAAGCAAGCACGGACUCAACAACAAAGAAAGAUUUUGUUUAUAUGCAAACUGUUUAAAUAUUUGAUACCAGUAUGAAGGCAGUCAUAUUCUUGUGUAUCCAGAGAUUUGCACUCAUCUAGGUUAUGUUAAUUAAAAAUAUUUUGGUGGUAUGUAUUUGUAUCUGAGGGGCCAAGUCUUUAAUUUUAUAUUAUUUACAAGAAUUAGUGUGGCAAUUACAUUUUUCCAUUUACUGAGCUACCUGCCCAUGCUAGUUGUUCAUUUGCAUAAGGAAUAUUUCCACUACUUCAGAGCGUUUUGGAUGGUUAUUUUCAAAGGGAAGCUGCCCCAGAGGGUUCCAAGGAUUGUCUAGUGUGAGUGGGAGGCUCUCUGGAGCAGCAGGUCACCCUUACCAGAACAUGGCCUGGCAUUGCAACAAACACACAUGGAUUCAUUUCCCUGCAAUCUGCAACUGCCCAGUGGGCCUGGGGUAGCUCCAGCUGCAGUCCCUCAAAUCAAAGCUCUGACUGACUCUGUCAGUCCUUUGCUGUCACUUACUAUCACAAAGUUAACUUUUUACAACGAGGAAGAGCUUCCAACUCUGGCACUGAUGGAAAUACUGAAUACUUUUAAUAUAUAUAUAUAUAUUUGGAAAGUAUUUGAAUAGUGUUUUGUCUUUUUUUAUACAACUUUUAGCCAAAUAGAAAAAUUCUGAUUAUUACUUCUGUGGAUACCUGUCCAGCUGUAAAUAAACUCAUAUAUUCAGGCACAUGAACCUGAAGAAAAAAAUAAUAAGGACUGUUCAGGGGCUAUGCGCUUUGCUAGCUCCUGGUUCCUUUGUACAUAAGAGGUAACUGUUUAAAUGUUGGGUGGGGUUUUUUUAAUUUACUUGUCGUUCCUCUAAAGAAAGAAGAAGAAAAAAAAAACUUUUGACUUUUUUUUCUCUUUUCUGAGUUAAUACAAAGAUUUUCUAACUUUUUACUGCAGAAAUGGAUAAAUACCUGGUGCUAAGUGAAUGUGAGUCAAACUGGCCAUAGCAGAUACACCAGUUAGAAUGCACUUUUCCUGUGGCACACAAUGUAUUUUCUCAGAAGGGACCUUCAAAGGACUGUCAGAUGUUUACAUUUCUUCUUGUUGCCCCAAAUAGUUUUGAAUAUUCAAAUAACUUCCAAAAAUAAAGUCAUAGUCCAUUACUGAUGCGACGAAUCCGUACAUUUAAGUAUCUACAACAGCUUUGUACAAAUACCAUUUUAGAGAUAGUUGAAAUAUUGGGCUUUCAUACUUUGUAAUGCUUUGAUGUGACAAUAAAUAUGCUGUUGCUAUCUAGUCUAACCUCAUUGUAGACCUGUAACUCCCUGUUUCUGGUUAUGUCAUGAAUUGCACUGGCUUGAAUUCAGCCAAAUACUGACUGUUCAGCUGAAAUACUCAGACUGUUAUGAUGUCCACAAAACAUUAAUUAAAUGCACUUGUAUCUGA
Messenger RNA from Catharus ustulatus (Swainson's thrush), 17924 nucleotides. RefSeq names its product zinc finger protein 704 (gene ZNF704). Gene Ontology annotation, molecular function: DNA-binding transcription factor activity; RNA polymerase II cis-regulatory region sequence-specific DNA binding. The coding region runs from base 1 to 1536 and encodes 511 amino acids. The transcript has 9 exons. Gene Ontology annotation, biological process: regulation of transcription by RNA polymerase II. NCBI's taxonomy places the organism in Eukaryota, Metazoa, Chordata, Aves, Passeriformes, Turdidae. Gene Ontology annotation, cellular component: nucleus. The record is from RefSeq and is a predicted model, not a curated record.